AUGCAGCGUAACGGUGGUGGCGUGGGUAUCGUAGGCCAGCCAUGGAUGUUUCGCCGCGUCCGUCUCACAUGGCUCAGUUUCAUGCUUUUCUUCAUCCUGGUCUUCUUCCCACUUAUUGCGCACUACUACCUCACUACCAUUGAUGAAGCUGGGGAUCGUGAUAAGCACAUCUUUGGGCCCCGGCCUGGUGGCGAACUGUGCGAGGCCAAGCAUGUGCAGGACCUGUGCCGCAUCCGCGAGUCAGUCAGUGAGGAGCUGUUACAACUGGAGGCAAAGAGGCAGGAGCUCAAUGGGGAGAUAGCCCGACUUAACCUGCGCAUCGAGGCUUGCAAGCGGAGCAUCGACAGCGCCAAGCAAGAUCUGCUGCAGCUGAAAAAUGUUAUCAGCCAGACGGAGCAUUCUUAUAAAGAACUGAUGGCCCAGAACCAGCCCAAGCUGUCGUUGCCUGUCAGGUUACUUCCUGAUAAGGAGGAUCCAGGGUUGCCACCACCCAAGUCUCCACGCUCCUGCCGCCUGCGCUCCUGCUUUGACUAUGCGCGCUGUCCCCUUACAUCGGGGUUCCCUGUUUAUGUCUAUGACACAGAUGCCUAUCCAUGGGGGAGCUAUAUUGAUCCUUUGGUGAAGCAGGCUUUUGCUACAUCAGUUAAGAGCAACAUUUAUGUAACUGAUAACCCCGGCAUUGCCUGUCUGUAUCUGGUACUGGUAGGGGAGCUACAGGAGUCCCCCUCCUCCCCACUGCCAUCUCCUUCAGAGCUAGAGAAGCAAUUGAAAGCUCUUCCUUACUGGCGAUCUGAUGGACACAACCAUGUACUGGUGCAUCUCUCUAGAAAGUCUAUGACACAGAACUUCCUGUAUAAUGUGAGCACCGGACGAGCAGCAGUUGCACAGUCUACUUUCCUGGAGCAGCAGUACCGUGAUGGUUUUGACUUGGUUGUGUCCCCGCUGGUUCAUGCCCUGUCUGAACCCAACUUUUUGGAAGUGCCACCUCAAGUUCCUGUGAAGAGGAAAUACCUUUUCACAUUUCAGGGGGAGAGGGUGGAGUCCCUGAGGAGCAGCUUACAAGAGGCACCACCUCAGUCUUUUGAGGAGGAAAUGGAAGGAGAUCCACCAGCUGACUACGACGAUCGCAUAAUCGGCACCUUAAAAGCAGUGCAGGACAGCCACUUGGAUCAGGUCCUAGUGGAGUUCACUUGCAAGAACCCGAGGCCAAGUUUGCCAACAGAGUGGGCUCUUUGUGGAGAGAGAGAAGACAGACUGGAGGUGCUCAAGGCUUCUACUUUUGCCUUGGUUAUUGCUGCAGGAGAUGGACAUCUUAUAGCAUCAGCAGGUUUUGGGAUGCGGCUAUUCGAGGCUUUAGAAAUGGGCGCCAUCCCAGUUGUGCUGGGGGACCACUCCCGGCUGCCUUACCACCAGUUUAUCCGCUGGAGCGAAGCUGCCAUUUUGGUCCCUAAGCCACGUGUAACAGAGUUACAUUUCCUCUUGAGGAGCUUAUCAGACAAUGACAUGUUGGCUAUGAGGCGGCAGGGCCGCUUUCUGUGGGAGACGUACUUCUCAACCUCAGAAAAUGUUCUUAACACUAUUCUGGCCAGUAUCAGAACCAGUAUCCAGGUUCCUGCUGCACCCAUCAAAGAAGAACCAGUUCAUGAGAUUCCUCACAAAGCUGGGAAGCUGGCUGGGACGGAUGCCAACCUGGCCGACAAUGGUGAUCUGGAUUUGGGUCCUGUCGAGACGGAGCCUCCUUAUGCCUCUCCGCGCUUUCUCCGCAACUUCACAUACACAGCUGCAGACACCUAUAGAGCAUGGAACCGGGCCCCAGGGCCCUUCCAUCUGUUUCCUCACACUCCUCUUGACCCAGUGCUGCCCUCUGAAGCCAAAUUCCUUGGCUCAGGUACUGGUUUCAGGCCUAUUGGUGGAGGUACAGGAGGCUCUGGGAAGGAGUUUCAGGCCGCUCUGGGUGGGAACGUGCCUCGAGAGCAGUUCACUGUAGUCAUGCUAACUUAUGAGAGAGAGGAGGUGCUGAUGAACUCUCUGGAGAGGCUGAAUGGACUACCAUACCUCAACAAGGUAGUGGUUGUGUGGAAUUCUCCCAAGCCUCCUUCAGAUGACCUGCUGUGGCCAGACAUUGGCCUUCCAAUUGUGGUGGUCCGCACAGAAAAGAACAGCUUGAACAACCGCUUCCUGCCCUGGGAUGCCGUGGAAACCGAAGCCAUUCUCUCUAUUGAUGAUGACGCUCACCUUCGCCACGAUGAGAUAAUGUUUGGAUUUAGAGUGUGGCGUGAGGCUAGAGAUCGCAUUGUGGGUUUUCCUGGGAGGUACCACGCGUGGGACGUCAACCAUCAGUCCUGGCUCUACAACUCCAACUACUCCUGUGAGCUCUCCAUGGUCCUGACAGGAGCUGCUUUCUUCCAUAAGUACUAUGCGUACCUGUACUCCUAUGUGAUGCCCCAAGCCAUUAGGGAUAUGGUGGACGAGUACAUAAACUGCGAGGACAUCGCUAUGAACUUCCUGGUCUCUCACAUCACCCGCAAACCACCCAUCAAGGUAACAUCUCGUUGGACUUUCCGCUGUCCCGGCUGCCCUCAGGCCCUUUCGCACGAUGACUCGCAUUUCCAUGAGCGACACAAGUGCAUCAACUUCUUUGUCAAGGUCUACGGCUACAUGCCUCUGCUCUAUACGCAGUUUCGUGUGGACUCGGUGCUGUUUAAGACUCGAUUACCCCACGAUAAGACCAAGUGCUUCAAAUUCAUUUAGCAUCGGACCGAGAGUCACAACAAAGAGCCAAAAGCAGAGUGAAUCGAAGGAUUGAAAAUACUUAGAGAACAGCACCUUCCACUGCAAGCAGUAAUAAAGAUGGAUUGGUGGACUGCAGGGCAAAUGGAAAGUAAACCCAGACAAAAGACAAGUUAAAAGCUGUUGGCUGGUGGUCUAAUCAGCAACACUACUGAAAAUGUGAAGGGUGGAAGCUGAAAGGAACCACUGCCAACAAAAGAAGCCUUUUUCAGUGGAUGUCACUCCUCUUUUCCUCGUGUUCUCUGAUCAUGCUCAGUCAUCAACCACUAGCUGCAGAUGUCAUUUGCACCUCUUAACUGCCUGCUGAUGAAAGAAGGUGGGUGUACACAAUGUACAGAAACUCUCCGGGGUUAGCAACACCUGAUAAUGGAGUUGGUGAGUAACUGACAGAUGCCAGGCUGUGUUCGACCCAGCAGACUGUUUCAGCUGAGAGAUCAAACAGCACUUGGCCGCCACGACGCUUUUGUUUUAUGGUUACAACCUAUACUUCUUGUACAUGUGUAUGAGAGAAGCACUGAAGGUCAGAAAUAUUUUAUUGAUCUUAAUUUUUUUUUUUUUUUUAAAUAAUGUCGUUUAAGUGUAAAUCUUUAUGUGGAGUGAAUCUUUUCCAGAACCUCUGCCUGUAGGAGAUCAGGCAGGACCUCGACUGAAGGUCAGCCCAAUCAUGUUUAAGUCUUGUCAAGUGCUCAAGAGGGAAUUCACUUCAGCGGUCACCAUAAUGCCUCAAUUUGUCAUGAAAACCAGCCACCGUUUUGUCAUUUUGUUAUGCUUACAUGAUCUUCACCCUAUGGAAGUGUUCAAAACAGCUUCUUUUUUUUAAAUAUACACAUACAUACACAAUGAUGUUUUUAAAAUCAGAAGUUCAAAUGUUGUAUUGGCAAAUGACUGGUUACAAGAUAAAGUACAACAAAGUCAACAGUUGCCAAAAUCAGCAAAAAUAGACUUUAAUGUUGAAUUAUUGAUGCAGAAUGUUUUCAGUAAAGUACAGAAUGAUAAGAAAAUUUUAAAAAGUCUAGUCUGACAGUUUGGUUAAAAACACUUACUUGGUUUUUGGUGAAGAAGUGGAAAAGAACCAUUCUCAAAAUAGGCUGUUAAAUAUCCAACCAAAGCCAGCAGCUGGUGAACUUAAUGUAGCAAAAAAAAAUAAUGACUGGAAAACUAGCCUGUCUGUGCUGAAUAGCAGCAAAUACUGCCUAAUAGAAUCUGUAAAGCACACAAAUUAACCCAGUGGGUCUCAAACUGUGGGGCAGGCCUCACUCUUGGGGCAUAGAGCCACUGUAGGUGGAGUUUGGAGGACAAGGGAAGAACCCCAAAUCAAACUAAGAUGAAUGGUAAUGAGUUUUGUAGUAAAGAUAAACUGACGCUAUCAUACUGACAUUUAUUUUAUGAAGAUUUCGUUUCUUUUAUUGUCUAUUAUUCCUUUAUGAAUCAUUUUAUGGGGAGAUUUGUUAAAAAUAUUUAUUGGCUAUGAUCAGCUUUCAAGCAAACAGUAUCUCAGAACCGGAUGUAUCCUGAAGCAUAAUUUGUCGCUCUUUGGUUAUUAAGCAAGGCAGAUGUAAAGUGUUAAAAUUUAAGCUUUUGAGGCUUUUAUUGCUUUUAAACUGUUUCCAGUCUUGCGUUAAAGUAACCAGCUGCUGGCUGUAGUUUUUUCACUCACACUAGGGAAAACUGUGGUUGGAGACCACAGCAUGAACAGAGUUAUUGUGACAUCUGCAUUGAACUUGUGAUCUCAUUGCCUUUCAAAUUGAUGUUCCAAAAACGGGGACCAGGUCUGCAACUAUACAUUGUUCAAAGCAACUGUGGUGCAUCAAAAUGGUGAUAAAAUGCAUGAUCUGCUGCCAGUCUGCUAUUAGUUUGCAACUGAAGGGGGUCAAGUUGAAAUUUACAUGCAAUGUGUUUGUGAUAAAUUGGCAAAAAUUGCAAAUCAGUUCAUAUCCACAUAGACAGAAAUUCACAGUAACUAUUUACAGUCCAGUCUAGCCAGAACUUCAUAGAUUUGAAACAGAAGUUCCUGCACAAAUAGUGACAUACUUGCUGCAGGACACCAAUUUAACUGCAAAAUGACAAAGGCACUUGGCAGCUGUGCAUUAAUAUGGCGAUAUAAUCAGAAUACAACCAGUUGAGUUGUAUCAUAUUGCAAAGAGAUGCAUCUCAAACCAGUUGCACUCAUCCGUGCAGACGUAUACAGAUCAAUUGUAAUGUGUUGGCAGUCCAUCUGCUUUUAUAACUUGGACUGCAGUCAUGUACAAACUCGCCAAUCUGAGAGUGACUGCAGUCGGACUGUGAUUGACUGGAGACUGGUUGCUUCCUUUCAGGCAACCUGUGCAGUCUCCUUACAGUUAAAAGUGAUUUUCCAGAGUUUGAGGGUGCUGCUCACUCAACCUGUGGGCUAGCAGGUGGUUGUUGCAGCUACUUGGAAUCAUCCCCAGAAUACGAAAAAAUUCAGUGUAGCUACCAGGAAACCAGUGACUGAUUGGUUUUUUUUUCCCCCUCAGUCACAAGCAGGUUGCCAUCGUAUUUUUAUUUUUUUUUUUAACUCCAGUGUGACUGAGCCAUAACAAAUAUGAGCUUGCUCUCCACCAGCAGGCAAGCCUGUGCUCUAAACUGUAGAGCUAUUCACUUUAAUAUCUAAACAGGUCUGAAUUUUCAACACAGGUAUUAGAUAUGUUCCACCGUAUUCAUGUUAUCCUUCUAUAGAGAACGCUCCCACCUCGGACAGAAAUGUCAUUUUACAGUGUCGCCAUAUUAGUUUCACUUCAUCUUCUACUGUUGCUUGAUGAAUGUUUUCUUUGCCAAAUAGGUACGUUGUUUGCUGCUUUCCAGCAUAGUUUGCAGGCACACAGUGCAGAUACUUGCUGAAAGGAUGCAGUCUGGUACACCCACUUCCACUCUGCAUGGUACUUUACCAGAAGUCAGUCCACUGGAGUCCAAUCCGUCAUGUAUGAGUGCUUUAUUUGACCUUGUCACACUUAAAUCCUGUAAUAUGAGCAAAAGGAAGAAUAUUUUUUAUAAAUGUCAUUCGGAUUAUGUUCUGUGAGGAUUUUUAUCAAACAAAAACUCAUAAGGCCACAGUUCCUGUAUAUUUAUUGAGUAUAUUACUGAAAAAGCUUUUUUUUUUUUUUUUUUUUUGUAACUGAUACUGAAACAUGCAAUAAAAUGACAAGACAUUGUAGUUUAAUAUUCAUUAAAACAAUAAGUCCCAAUCUGUCAAAUUUGUCAUUGCCAAGGAAAACUAGCUGGUGCCACUAACUGGGAGCUGAGAUGACUGAGACAGUUUUAAAAAGGUUGACUCGCAACCAGAUAGUGAGGGGAGAAUAGUGGAGUUUCUUUGAAUCCAAAUCUCUACGUGCUCCAUAUUGCUUCUUCAGCUCUGUAAUCUCUCCAGUGAAACAUAAAAAUGUUGGAUCAGGCCUGUUUACCCAAGAGGGAUAAACACAGAGCCAGGUUUUCUAAUUAGUGUGGGCUAAAAUGGCUGUGCAGAGUCCAAAUUUCCACUUUGUGUUGCUGCACUGAACUUUACAAACCAGUCUGGCUACUAACCCCCGCAUCAAGUCUGAACACUUUUAUUGGCGCUCCACAGGCCUCAUAAUUACCUGGUUGACUCUAAAUCAGUCCUCAGGGCACAGUUUGGGUGAGCUGGUGUUCCUUCUGUCAUUAUAGUUUCUACCCUCGAGGUUCUGUGGCACAGCUGGUUUUCUGUGGCUCUGAGCAGGGUGAAUUUGCCUGGAAGGCCACAGUCACUCUGCUCGGUGAAGAGAGUUGUGAAGGAAAAAAAAAGUGCCCCUGGGUCUGAUCCACAGCUGUGGGUGAGGCCUCAGCCACCUGCACCACUGUACCUGACUGAUGACAGCGUCAAACAUACCAUUGAAGGUCAGAUGAAUGGAAAUAAAAAUGCUCAACAUUGUUUAAAAAAAGACUCUUUUCUUCAUUCAGGUGUCUGUCUCUGUUGAAAAAAAUCUGUUCCUACACUUGGUAUUAAAGUAAAGUGGAUGGGGACAUUUUGGGAAGUAAUUAUUUGCUCGAGUAGAGUUUUGUCAAAGGAGAGAUGCUGCACUUAUUGGCAACCUGGAAAUCCCACUUCCCAGGAAAAAAAAAAAAAGGCUUAUCAGCUGUGAAUUUAUAUCUUCCAUCAUUCCCCGAAAUGCCAGUUUUGCACUGUAAAUGCUAAAAGUGGUUAAACUUGAGGUAUUAAAACUGACAACAUGCCUUCAGACGCCCUUUUUAGAUCUUCAGUUAAUUGAAUUAUACUCACUGGCCAUUUUAUUAAGCAUACCAGUUCAACACAAAUCUGUAAUCAUCCAAUCCCAUGGCAGCAACUCAGUGAAUUUAGGCGUGUAGAAGUGGUUAACCCUCUAUCGAGCAAGUGACACCCAUCCUGUGCCUCAGUGAGGUUAAGAAACAUGGU
Messenger RNA from Archocentrus centrarchus (flier cichlid), 7195 nucleotides. It is a transcript of the gene extl3, whose product is annotated as exostosin-like glycosyltransferase 3. Bases 1 to 2751 code for a protein of 916 amino acids. Gene Ontology annotation, cellular component: membrane. The transcript has 5 exons. The record is from RefSeq and is a predicted model, not a curated record. Lineage: Eukaryota; Metazoa; Chordata; Actinopteri; Cichliformes; Cichlidae. Gene Ontology annotation, molecular function: glycosyltransferase activity.